AUGUCUGACUCAGGGAAAUCACUGCAGUUAGAAGAUCAGCACUCCCAAACCCAGUCCACAAGCCAUCCAGAGUACGAGAUGUCUUCAUAUCCACUGCAGUCCACAAAACAUUUUCCCAUUGGCAGACAGAAAGCUGUAGGUCACUUAGUUUCUGCACAGUCCCCGGGACCUGCAUCUCACAGGAAGUCCCCCAGUUCACCUGAGGUCCAACAACAUUCAGGGAUGGAUCAGCUGUCAGAGACUGUGUGUAAGGUGGAACAGAAACCACAAAAGCCUGGGAAGUAUGUUUGUGAUUACUGUGGAAGGGCAUGUGCCAAACCCAGCGUGCUUAAGAAACAUAUUCGCUCACACACCGGGGAACGGCCCUAUCCAUGUGUCCCCUGUGGAUUCUCCUUCAAAACCAAAAGUAAUUUAUACAAACACAGAAAGUCUCACGCUCACUCAGUCAAAGCUGGAACAGUGCCAUUCUCAGAACUUGGUUCUUACAAUGCCAAUACAGACCAGGGGUCUUUUGAAGGGGAAGGAGAGUUAUUCUCUGAUGCUGAGCAAAGCACGGACACGGACGAGGACACUCUUAACGACCCGCUGCUGCUGCUGGACUCUCCAGUGGAGGGAUCAGAUAACACUGCUGUAAAAGUACUAAAUCUCAUUGCUCAGAAAAAGGGAGCCACGUCGAUGUCAGCUCAGGAUGGUUCAUCCCAACCCCAAGAAAUCAAUGCACCUCCUGCCGCUGCUGAGGCUAGCCGUGCAAUUCAAUCUUGCACGAUCAAACAGAGGCUUGCACUUCGUUUGUCUGAAAAAAGAAGCAGCGACUCUGACCACAAUUUGUCCCUUCCAAGUCAGUCUAGCAAGGGCAGCACGGACUCCGGCUACUUCUCGCGCUCCGAGAGUGCCGAGCACCAGACCGGUCCUCCAAACACCAACGCAAAGUCCUAUCAAGAAAUUAUGUUUGGGAAGUGUUACAGACCAAGCCCUAAACAGACGACAGCUUUUGUGGCCUGCAGCACAGACUCAAGCGAAUAUGCUGGGAAACGCUCGGAAAAGGGUGUUUCCCGUGUUUUCACCCAGGAGAAAGACACUGUUGAAUCCAUCAAAAUAAACACAAAGUCUUUCACGAGGGAGGAGGUCAAAGAACCCCAGUUAGAUGCCGGCUCCGAUAUGGGGCCUCUGAUCAGAAGCAACUCAAUGCCAACAUCCUCAGCAGUGUGUCUGACUAUGCCUCAAGCCCUCAGGGGCAGCCACUCGUUUGAUGAGAGAGCAAGCACAGGGGGCAUGAGGAGACUCAGGCGGCAAGCUGCUUUCGAACUCUCCGCACAUGAUGGGCAUGGAGAUACUGACAACCACGGAAAGAUGAGUGAGUGUGGCAUUUCACCCUCAGGACUGGAAAUGGAAAAUUACCCCUCUAUGCCGUCUAAUAUGAGCCAUCAGAGACAUGCAAUGGAAUUGGCAACAAGGAAGCGUCGGAAAGAGAAGAGGGAAGAGGAGGAUUUGCCCAGUCGAUAUGAGGACCUUCAUGAACAGUGUGAAGAAAUGUUUGAUUCAAGCAAGGACUACGACUCAAAACAAGCUGCAUUGGGCAUUAUUGCUUUAGGGAAAGGACAUUCUUCAAGUAUGCUAACACAGAUGGACAGGUGUGAUAUGGACAUAUCAAUGAGCCCUGAAAUUUCUGGUCGUAAAACCUUAGGGAAUGUAAUCUCAGUUAUUCAGCAUACAAACUCGAUAAACAGGCCUCACUCUGAACAGUCAGAAUCCUAUAAGUAUCAUGGGCAGAGACAGGAAGGUAUUUCUUCAUUUCAGGCUAUGGAGGCAAGUGAAUUAUAUGAGAUGGAGAGGAGUGAUAGUAGACUACGGCAAUCAUUUCAAAUGGGCCCCAAACUUGUGCGGCAGCCGAACAUACAAGUCCCAGAGAUUAGGGUCACAGUAGAGCCUGACAGUCCAGAAAAAGCUCCAGAGGUGCAGGUGAAGGAGCCAGAGAAGCACGUGGAGGAGUUUCAGUGGCCUCAAAGGAGUGAAACUUUAGCACAAUUCCCUCCAGAAAAACUCCCACCAAAGAAGAAACGGCUACGCUUAGCUGAAAUCGAGCACUCCUCUGGCGAAUCUAGUUUUGAGUCUGCCUGCACCAGUCUCUCUCGUAGCCCGAGCCAAGACAGCAACUUAUCUUAUAGCUCCACCUUCUCCUUUGACAGGGAAGAGAGCUUGAAGUCGGUCUCUCCAGCCAGGCAGGAUGAAUUUGGCAAACCACUAGAGCUCUUAGCUGUGCCAGGGAGUGGGCACUCCCUCUCUGUGCUCAACCAGCGUCAACAACAUGAAAUGAGACGCUCCUCCUCGGAGCAGGCGCCGUGUAACUUGCGCAAGGAGUUCCCAGAGGUACGCAGCAUAUCAUUUGACUAUGGCAGUCUUUCUCCAACAUCCAAAGUUAGACACGUGGACAUCAGCGGUGGUCACUCCGCUGUGAAGGAGAGAAGGAGGGGAAACUUGGUGCGUCAGGAGUCAUUGAAUAUGGACACUGAAGUAACACAAGUCCAAUCACAAGUGUUUCCGCAGUACCUCAGCAGCACCUCCCCUCCAUUCACAGCACUUGCUGUUCUGCCGCAGACCUUGCCAAUAUUUUCCACUGGGAAUACAUUUCCCCAGCUUUCGCAUCCAAGCCUGUUAGUUCCUGUAAGAAUACAGACUCAUGUGCCAUCCUAUGGCAGUAUCACAUACACCUCAGUAUCACAGAUUUUUGACAAUCAGUAUGACAGUGUUAGCUCCACUACAGCCACCACUCAACAUCAAACACGUUUGUCUGGAAAUCUUGAUUCUCAUAAUGCAUUAGCUUAUACCAGACCACCCUCAACACACAGCCUCAAUGUUGAAGCCCUUGAUUUGUCAUCAGCUAAGCUCAAGACGGGCAUCCCUCUUUCUUUGACUUCUAGAACUAUCUCAACCACUAACGCCUCCAGUGGUGGUGCAAACAAACGGAUGCUAUCCCCUGCCAGCAGCCUAGACCUUUUCAUGGAGGUCAAGCAGCAAAAACGCGUGAAAGAGGAAAGAAUGUUUGGACAGAUUGUAGAGGAGCUGAGUGCUGUGGAGUUGGGAAAAUGUAAUUUGAGCGAAGAGAAGGGGCAAAGGUCAGAGAUGCAGGGUGCAUCCAUACCUGACUCAUGUAGGAGUACAUUUAUCACACUUCAGCAAAAAGUGACAGAGGCCACUGACCACGCCGUCGAGUCAGCCAUGGAAAGUAGCUCUCUGGAAACCAGCUUGCCUCCCUACUCCAUGAUAUCAGUCAGAGAAAUGAAAGAAGUUGGCAUGGAGAAACGAGUGCAGAUGGAUAUGGUGGCACAGCUGGUUACCAGUCAAGACAUCCUGAUCUCAGACACCGAGCAUUCAAGACUGUUAUCUCAGUUUCCAAGUCUACGCACGACGACAGGUGUGAGCUGGUGUUACCUCAACUACACCAAACCGAGCUGCUCUCACAGCAGCUCCCCUUUAUCAUCCGUGUACACCACCUGGUGUGUGAGUUCCCACAACCCGAACCCUCUGGAGCUGAGCACGAGUGCUGCUCUGGCUCUGCUGCGGUCCAAACAGAAGGGAGACAAGGUUAUAUACACUGUGGCAGCCAUGUGUCAGCCUGGCACGGGGAAACUGGUUUCAUCCCUCAUCCUGUGGAGGCAGACCAUGGAACAGCUGCAGAGGAAACCAGAGCCCAAAGAGGUGGACAUCACCUACGGGAAGAAGGUGAAAGAUAUUGGCUGCAGAGUGAAAACUGCCAAGGAGGAGUGGAAAGAGAGGGAGGCUUCCACAGCGCAAACAGUGCCAACACGUAUUAAGAUCUUCGAGGGAGGGUACAAGUCCAAUGAAGACUAUGUGUAUGUCAGAGGUCGGGGCCGGGGGAAAUACAUUUGUGAGGAGUGUGGUAUUCGUUGUAAGAAGCCAAGCAUGCUGAAAAAACACAUUCGGACCCAUACAGACGUGCGACCAUACAUCUGCAGGGUCUGCAACUUUGCUUUUAAAACUAAAGGAAACCUGACUAAACAUAUGAAGUCAAAGGCGCACAUGAAGAAAUGUCUUGAACUGGGAGUGUCAGUGACAAUGGAUGAGACGGAGAUACAGGAACAUGUUGACGACAUCCAGCAAGAGUCUAAGACAGAAGUGACGGUCACAACCAAACAUCAGUUCUCAGACGCAGAGGAGUCUGACGGCAUGGACGAAGAGGCUGAUGAAAUUGACGAAGAUGACGAUGAGGAUGAUGAAUAUGAAGGCGACUCCACUCCAAAGUUGCGUUCAAGAAGUACAAGUCCUCAGGCGUGUGGAGUUACUUCUCUGUCAGUUACAGCCACCGCUGCUAUCCAUGGCUGCUCCCUCACCUCUCUGCCUGGCACCGACGUCCGCCAACAGCCCUCUGGCAGGCGGACAGGCUCCGACCAUCGACCUGUCCUCACCACCGACCAGAGAGAGAAGUCUGUGGAUGAAGACUCUUUGACCAUGCUGUCCCCAGACCAGGCCAGCUUCCUGUUUGACCCUUACUCCUCUUGUCUGCUCUCGCCUGGCUGGGAGUCUCCCAUCAGGGAGCCUUCCCCUUCACGUCUGCGUUACCCAUCCCCACGGCGAGAGCUCUCCCCGCGAGGUCGCUCCUCUCCCAGGUGGGAUACCUCCCCGCUGAGGCCUGGCUCACCCGGCUUCACACCCAUUCAGCACCUCUCCCCGGUCUCGAUGGAGCGACCAAUGUCUCCUGGAUCAGAGCUGGUCGGAAAGCGAGAAUCGUCAGUCAGGGGCCGGCAGAGGGUUGUGCUGAGAGCCGUUUCACCACGUAGAGGCUCGCACCAACACAAAGGCAGCGGUGACAAAACCAGACACCAAGCAAAGAUGGAGAUGGCUCAACAACAAGGAGCAUUUGAAAUGGAAAUGGAUCAAAGGAGCUGCUUGGCUUCUACUCUGCCUGGUUCUGCCAGUUCUCAUCACCAGAACAUCCUCAGCCACCUCCCACUGCACUCCCAGCAGCAGGCCCACAGUUUGCUCCCCGUUGUUCCUGUUGGAGGGCUCCAGAUGUUGCACUCUCCGCCUUCCCCCAGCACUGAUGUCACCCCCUCCUCGGCGCCGAGCCCCCAGAGCAGCGAGGGCCAGCGUUGCAGCAGCAGAGAGGGAUCUGUCCACGGGCUUGAGACGGGAGGAGAGGACAUCAGAGGCCAGAACCAGCUGUCCACCCAUCAGGCCGCUCAGGAGAAAAGCCUCAUUCCCGGCGUCGGGGACAGCAGACAGGAGGAAAACGUGCAAACCUGCUUGAAAGCCAUCGCCUCGCUGAAGAUCACCACAGAAGACCCUCAUUAAGACCCUCUUUUCUGUAUCCAUGAUCUGAUCCAGGAACAGACACCCCCCCUGCUACACCUGCAACCUUGUCGUCCUCAGCCCUUUAGGCACAUAACCUCAUCUUUAUCCAAUUAGAGGCAAUAUAAUAACACUUCCUCUGGUCUUGCACAUACCCCAGACAGCUCCUUUUAAAUCUGAGUGGAGGUCAAACCUUCACAUUGAAGAAGAAAGCCGUCCUGUCUGGUGUGCUCUUCUCUUCAGAGACUCUUUGAAAUGAUUGGAUGAGCAGCAGGAUGUUUUGCAAGGUGGAGAAUCAUUAUUGGGUGCAGGUGCAAUAUGGAAAGAUAUUAUGCUAAUAUGCCUUUGUUUGACAUAGUAGUUUGCGUACAAUUGCACAUAAAUUAUAUUUAUGGAUUCUGUACAAAUGUCCUUAACAUAUACUCCUUCUUAGAUGCAUACAAACAGUGUAUUUUACUGUAUGUGUACUUUGAAAAUAGACUGUUGUUUAAUGUAAUCAUAUCAAGGUGUGAUGCAGUAGUGCAGUAAAUAAAGACUAUUUAUAAGGGGAAAAGUAUGUGUAUUAUGAAACAGUCUGACCAAAUUUUAAGUAGACGCUUCUUGUGC
Molecule: messenger RNA, 5913 nt
Organism: Seriola dumerili (greater amberjack)
Lineage: Eukaryota; Metazoa; Chordata; Actinopteri; Carangiformes; Carangidae
Gene: hivep2b
Product: human immunodeficiency virus type I enhancer-binding protein 2 homolog
Exons: 6
Coding region: 1-5310 (1769 amino acids)
Biological process (GO): regulation of transcription by RNA polymerase II
Cellular component (GO): nucleus
Molecular function (GO): DNA-binding transcription factor activity, RNA polymerase II-specific; RNA polymerase II cis-regulatory region sequence-specific DNA binding
Source: RefSeq, a predicted model, not a curated record